AUGCCAAGGCCAAUUGUCUUUUCUGGCCCCARUGRUUCUGGAAAGACUACGCUUUUAAAUAUGUUGACAAACAAGUAUCCCAAUAUGUUUGCAUAUUCUAUUGGAUAUACAACGCGUACGCCAAGAGCGGGAGAGGUUAAUGGGAUACAUUAUAAUUUUGUGCCAAAGGAGACGUUUGAGGAAAUGAUUAAAAACAACGAGUUUUUGGAAUGGUCUUGCUAUUGCUGCAAUUAUUAUGGGCAGGCAAAGAAAGGGGUCCAGGAUAUCAUUGACCGUGGCAUCAGCCCGAUUUUAGCCAUCGACAUGAAUGGGGUAAUGUCCAUUAAAAAGAUGGGGGGAUCUGCUUUGAGGCCCAAGUUUGUGUUUAUCCAGACACCAUCGCUUGCUGUUUUGGAUGAGCGGCUGUCGGCUCGAGGUACAGAAUCCGAGAUGCUAAGAUUAAAACGCCUUGAAGAAGCACAACGCGAGCUUGAAUAUGCGUAUUCCUCGCCCGGUGUCUAUGACCUUAUUUUGAUUAAUGACAACAUUGAGAGCUCUUUUGAGACUUUUGAAAAAUUCGCCCUAUCUGCUUGA
Messenger RNA from Mitosporidium daphniae, 573 nucleotides. RefSeq lists its product as uncharacterized. Gene Ontology annotation, cellular component: cytosol. The coding region runs from base 1 to 573 and encodes 190 amino acids. Gene Ontology annotation, biological process: purine nucleotide metabolic process. The record is from RefSeq and is a predicted model, not a curated record. Gene Ontology annotation, molecular function: GMP kinase activity. Lineage: Eukaryota; Fungi; Microsporidia. The transcript has a single exon.